This is a messenger RNA of Grammomys surdaster, 1299 nucleotides long. Its product is annotated as alpha-1-antiproteinase-like. The coding region runs from base 43 to 1299 and encodes 418 amino acids. The transcript is spliced from 5 exons. The record is from RefSeq and is a predicted model, not a curated record. Gene Ontology annotation, biological process: negative regulation of endopeptidase activity. NCBI's taxonomy places the organism in Eukaryota, Metazoa, Chordata, Mammalia, Rodentia, Muridae. Gene Ontology annotation, molecular function: serine-type endopeptidase inhibitor activity.
UGUUUGCUGUUCCCUCAUUCCUCUCUCCAGGGCAGCUACGGGAUGGCACUCUCUAUCUUGUUCCUUUGGCUGCUCCUGCCUGGGCUGGUUCCCUGUUCCUGUAACCCAAAGACACCACUCACAGAGAUCUCAAACAUGUCACGAAUACAAGUGAUCCAAGGGGCACCUCCGCUCUUCAACAACCAAAAAUUUGCCUUGAGCCUGUACAAACAGCUACCAGAGCCCAGAAUAGGCAGGAACUUAAUCUUCUCUCCACUCAGCAUCAUUGUGCCUCUAGUGCUGCUGAUCUUCCAGAAUAAGCCAGAAGCCCAGCACCAGGUUCUGCAGGAUCUAGGGUUCAGAGUCACGGGAGCCUUGGAUACUAAAGCCGCCAUGCAGUAUGGGAAGCUGCUGAGUACCCUGCUGCAUACCGAGCACUGCGGGAUCCACACUGGAAGUUUGCUCUUUAUAGACAAGACUCUAAAGCCAAAAGAGACAUUUCUCGCACUAGCCAACAGCUCCUACAACAGCGAUGUCGUCCUCGUCUCUUUUGGGAACCAUGGGUUGGCCAGAAAGCAGAUAGACUCAGCCAUUGAUGCCAAGACCCAUGGCAAAGUUACAAGGCUGCUGAGAAAUCUGAAGCCACCAACUAAUUUGUUUCUGGUCAAUUAUAAUUUCUUUAAAGGGAAAUGGAAAUAUUCCUUUAACCCGAAGUACACAGUGAUGAGGCACUUCUCGUUAGGUCCUGGGAUCGUUACCCUGGUACCAAUGAUGCAGAAGAUAGCCUGGUUCCAGCUACAGUAUUUCUCCCAGAUGCACAGCUAUGUUCUCCAGCUGCCAUUCACCUGCCGCAUCUCAGGCGUCUUCUUUCUUCCCAAUGAUGGAAAACUUAAGGAUUGUGAGGAGGCACUGUUGGAGCAGAGUUUUGACACGUGGAUUCAGCCCUUUCCACUGAAGAAGAGGUGGCUGUUUUUCCCCAAAUUCUCCAUACCUGUUGCUCUUCGGCUGGAAAGGUUCAAGCAUGUUAACAGUAACCUUAAACUGUUCAACAAACACAUGGACCUCUCAGGAAUCACCCUGCAAAAGGCACCCUUGAGGGUCACCACGGCAGUACACAGGGCAGAGCUGACUGUGGAUGAGGAUGGAGAUGAAAAGGAUGUCUCCCACAGCCAAAUCCAACCCGAGCCAGGCCUUGCUGUCCUCCACUUCAACAGAUCCUUCCUCCUCCUAAUCCUGGAUGAGGCCAGCAACAGCCUUCUCUUCAUGGGGAAAGUGGUGAAUCCCAGUAGAGUCAACAUGAAUAGUGGACUUGGUCCCUGA